Molecule: messenger RNA, 2027 nt
Organism: Acyrthosiphon pisum (pea aphid)
Lineage: Eukaryota; Metazoa; Arthropoda; Insecta; Hemiptera; Aphididae
Product: protein mothers against dpp
Exons: 7
Coding region: 260-1609 (449 amino acids)
Biological process (GO): SMAD protein signal transduction; BMP signaling pathway; cell differentiation
Cellular component (GO): heteromeric SMAD protein complex
Molecular function (GO): DNA-binding transcription factor activity, RNA polymerase II-specific; RNA polymerase II cis-regulatory region sequence-specific DNA binding; I-SMAD binding
Source: RefSeq, a predicted model, not a curated record
AGAACUCUGAAACUAUUGUAAUAUUCAAUAUCCCGAUUCCAUACUAUUAUUUUUUGAAUAUUUGCUCAAUGAAUAAUAUUCACUUUUAAAACUAACGAAUAUAUAAAUAGUGAAGUUUAUAUGAUAAUAUGUUAUUAUAUUAACUUAUUAGUAAUUUAUUUACUUACAUAAUGUAUAAUAUGUAUGUACAAAUAUAAGUAUAUAUAAACUUGUUAUACACUGUAAGUCUAUAAACCAAGUGUUAAACUUAGUAGUAAUAAUGGUUGAAGAAAUGGACACGACAGGUGGUGCUUUGAAUAGUUUAUUUUCAUUCACCAGCCCAUCUGUAAAAAAACUACUUGGGUGGAAACAAGGAGAUGAAGAAGAGAAAUGGGCUGAGAAAGCUGUAGAUGCAUUGAUGAAAAAGUUAAAAAAAACUAAAGGAGCAACUGAAGAUUUACAAAAAGCUCUAAGUUCACCUGGACAACCAAGUAAAUGUGUCACUAUACCAAGAAGUCUAGAUGGUCGAUUGCAAGUAUCUCACAGAAAAGGUUUACCUCAUGUUAUAUACUGUAGAGUAUGGAGAUGGCCUGAUCUUCAAUCACACCAUGAGCUUAAAGCAGUAGAUCACUGUCAAUUUCCAUUUUCUGCUAAACAAAAAGAUGUUUGCAUAAAUCCAUAUCACUAUCAAAGAGUCGAAAGUCCGGUUUUACCUCCGGUACUAGUUCCCCGCCAAAGUGAAUAUGCUCCACAGCAGACAUUGCAGCAAUAUCAGCCACCAAUCGAUGUUGGAAUGCCAAUGAAUGUAUCAAUGAACACUGAUGGAUUUCCUGAAAGUGUAUUAACUACUAAUCAAACUACAUCUAAUGACCCCAAUCAAAUUCCUUCUACAAAUAACAUUAAUCCAUUUUCAGAUACAUCUCUAAUAGAAAAUUCUUCAUUUUCUUCAACAGAUGAUCCAAUCAAAAUUAAUAAUAUUGACAAAAAUACCAAUUUAGAAGACCUCGAUGGUAUUCCAAUAGUCUAUCAAGAGCAACCCUGUUGGGCUAGUAUAGCAUAUUAUGAACUCAAUUCUAGAGUGGGUGAAGUAUACCAGUGUCAUUCUCCUCAUGUGGUUGUAGAUGGUUUUACAAAUCCUAGAAAUGAUUUAAAUCGUUUUUGUCUUGGUCAGUUAUCUAAUGUAAAUCGUAAUUCAACUAUUGAAAAUACUAGACGACAUAUAGGCAAAGGUGUUCAACUAUAUUAUGUUGGUGGUGAAGUUUUUGCUGAAUGUUUAUCUGACUCGGCUAUAUUUGUUCAAUCACGUAAUUGUAACCAGCACCACGGCUUUCAUCCAUCUACGGUGUGUAAAAUACCACCAGGUUGUUCAUUGCGUAUAUUUAACAAUCAAGAAUUUGCUGGUCUUUUAUCACAAUCAGUUAACCACGGGUUUGAGGCAGUUUUUGAAUUAACCAAAAUGUGUACAAUACGUAUGUCAUUUGUAAAAGGCUGGGGGGCUGAUUAUCAUCGUCAAGAUGUAACAAGUACACCAUGUUGGAUUGAGAUACAUUUGCAUGGACCUUUACAAUGGCUUGAUAAAGUGCUGACACAAAUGGGAAAACCUCAUGAUGCCAUAACAUCACAUUCUUAAUAUUAAGAUCUGUUUUUAAGAUUCAAUUUGAUGAAUCCUAUAACCAUUAAAUGGUAACAAAUAUUUCAUCAAGUAUACUUCUUUAAUACUUUGUGAAACUAUUUAAUAAAAGGUUUAACUUGUAGAUAAAUAUAAAUACUAUGUAGAUGUUUUUUAUAUUAUUAUAAUUUAUUGUUUUAAAAUAUUUUUAGUAAACACAAUUCAUGUGUGAAAAUUGCUUCAAAUCAGUAUUGAAUAGAAAAUGUUAUAUCAUAUUUCAUGUUUUAUUUUUAUGAAUUACUUGUCAGAAUAUUGCAUGUUUAAAUAACUAUAUUAUAUUUAAGUUUGUGCUUUAAUAAAUUGACCACUUUUUUGUAUAUUAUGUAUAUGAAAAUAAAUUAUUGUUAUGGCUGGAAAAAUAAAGAAGCUGUAAUGCCAC